Messenger RNA from Nothoprocta perdicaria, 2388 nucleotides. RefSeq names its product CMT1A duplicated region transcript 1 protein-like. The record is from RefSeq and is a predicted model, not a curated record. Bases 317 to 2194 code for a protein of 625 amino acids. NCBI's taxonomy places the organism in Eukaryota, Metazoa, Chordata, Aves, Tinamiformes, Tinamidae. Gene Ontology annotation, molecular function: protein binding. The transcript has 10 exons.
UCCAUCCUACAGUGACAGAGCCAGACGGAGUCCCUGAACCCUUGUGCCUUCAUCCUCCUGACUCUGCAUCCUACGCUGGACUGAGGCCUCUGAACGCGCUCAUCUCCAUCCCCCGUGAGCCUCCAUCCCACACUGGGCUGAGGCCUCUGAGCCUCCAGGCUUCUGCCUCGUGCUGAGCUGAGGCCCCAGUCCCCAUGCGCCUCCAUCCCCACGUGGGAGGAGAGCUGGUGGGCGGCCGGAGGCUCCAGCCUUCCGGGCUCUUUGGCUCAGGCCGCUGUCCCUGAGCUCUCCCUGUCCCGGGAGGGCAGCUGGAGCCAUGGAGAGGCAGGAGUACAGCCUCUGCUCGGCCCCGAGCCUGCGGUGCGGGAAGGGAACGGACCUGGUGCCCGUGUGCGAAAGCUGCGAGACCUGCGUCUUGGCCUGGAGGAUCUUCUCCACCAAGGAGUGGUUCCUGCGGGCCGGCGCGCUCACCCGCAGGAGGUUCCUGCAGGGCAUCGUCAAGCGCUUCGACAGCUUCAAUCUGCUCUGCUACACCGAGAGGCUCCUGAGAGUGACCCAGGAGAAGGAUUUCACUUAUGUGCGCUCCGAGAUCACCUAUGGCCUCAGUGACCGGGACGUGUCCAGCUUCAACGGCGCCCUGGAUCCGUGGAGACUAGAGCAAGACAUACAGGACACGUGGUGGUGGUUCGCAAAGAGCAGCUACUGGACCAAAGCAAAUUACACCCUGCACUUACUGAAGCUCUGCGAUGCCAAGCUGCUGUUUGUGGUGGCUGACCUGGUGCGAGAACAGACCGUCUUGGCGAGAACAGGUGGUCAGCUAUCAACUAGCCUGUCUGUGUGUCCCCAGAACGGUGAGCACGUCUUCCAGAAGGGACCUGGUAUGGAUAAAUCCUCUACUGCGCCCUUGGUCGCUACAGGUGUCUCUGUGGUUCCAGCAUCUUUCCACUCGGUCUUUCAUAUCAACAAGUACAAGGACUUCAUUCGCUGCCUGCCAGCUCACCUGUCCAAGUACAUCCUGGCGCUUUUGGAUCGAAAAUCCCUCAGCACAUGUGUGGCUGUGAGUAAAUGUUGGGCUUUUCUGGCCAAGGARGUGAAGAGGGAACAUGUUUCACAGAAAAUAACCCAAGAAGAGAUCGUGUGCUUGCAGGGAUCGUGCCCUCGGGGAGUGGUUUCCAACUACGCUAAAAUAGUCAAUGUGACCAUUCCACGGUUGAACAAAGAUGGAAAUAUCAUUCAACUGAAAGACCAAAAAUGGACUAGUAAGUUGAAGGAGGAUGAGGAAGAUAGUCUGCAGUUAGCUUACCAUGGUCUGAAAACUGACACCGUACAGUUGGAAGAAAGAAAUGUCUUCUGUGGCUCCUACAAUAUUCGUGUCCUCACGGACCAAUUAGACCCGAACAGAGUAAUUCACUACAGUGGUGGAAACUUGGUAGCUGUUGGUUCUGCAGACCGAAAAGUGAGAUUUUUGGGCGUGCUGGAAAUGAAAGAAGUGCUGCCAAUGCUCUCGGGCCACGCUGGGAGCAUCAAAGCGCUCUACCUCAAUGAGAAGGAAGGAUUCGUUCUCAGCGCAAGCUUUGAUCUCAGCAUCAGAUGCUGGGAUAUAUACAGUGGUGUUUGUACGAAAAUCUUUAACGGUCACUCGGGGACCAUCACCUGCCUGGAUUUACUCAAAAAUAAGUUUGUGUCAGGAGCCAAAGACGGGAUGGUGAAAGUGUGGGAUCUGGAAAGCAGGAGAUGCCUCAGGACUCUGAAGCACAACAGUACCAUUUGGGUAGUCAAAAUGAACGGCACCCACGUGGUCAGCGGCUGUGACAAUGGGCUCGUGAAGGUCUGGAACAUGGAGAGCGGCACUCUGAUCAAAGUAUUAGAAGGGCACCAGGGCCCAGUGAAGUGCUUAUCCUUCGACCAGUGGCACUUGGUCACGGGWAGCACUGACGGAUACGCCCUGGCCUGGAGCAUGGUGGGGAACUACAAGAGGUGCCUGACUGCCUUCCGUCACCCCAAAGCAGUCCUGUUUCUGGAGUUUCUCUAUCUCCGAGUCAUCAGUGGCUGUGCCGACGGGAAGAUCCGCAUCUUCAACUACCUGACUGGAAGCUGCCUCAAGGUGAUGCGGGCCAACAGCAGGGGGGACCCCAUAUCCUCCUUCUGUGUUGCAGAAAACAGGUUAGUGACCACGGUUGCCAUCAGCCCCUGAACUACCGAACUGCAACCUAAUUGUAGGGACUAGAUUAGCCAGCAGAGCCUAAUUGUAGGGACUAGACAACAAGCGAUCGUKGCUUGUCACCUACUUAGGUAAGCAGUGGUUUCCUCACUGUAUAAGCAGUGGUUUCCCAAGGUCUGUAACACAUGUGAACAAAUGGAUCCUUCAGCGCAGCGCUAAGGACAGCU